This is a messenger RNA of Rangifer tarandus platyrhynchus (Svalbard reindeer), 3438 nucleotides long. Lineage: Eukaryota; Metazoa; Chordata; Mammalia; Artiodactyla; Cervidae. The record is from the annotation of a GenBank genome assembly.
AUGAAGUUGAGCCGGCAGUUCACCGUUUUCGGCAGCGCUAUCUUCUGCGUGGUGAUCUUCUCGCUCUACCUGAUGCUGGACCGGGGUCACUUGGACUACCCCAAGAACCCGCGCCGCGAAGGCUCCUUCCCGCAGGGCCAGCUUUCAAUGUUGCAAGAAAAAAUAGACCAUUUGGAACGUUUGCUAGCUGAGAAUAAUGAAAUCAUCUCAAAUAUUAGAGACUCAGUCAUCAAUUUGAGUGAAUCUGUGGAGGAUGGUACGAAAAACUCAAAAGGCAAUUUCAGCCAUGGUGCUGGCUCUCCUCUUCUGCCGUCGAAACAUUUGUCCCUCACAGUUGACCCUGGAGACUGUCUGUUUGCCUCACAAAGUGGAAGUCAGACUUCAGAUGUGCAGAUGUUGGAUGUUUACAGUCUAAUUCCUUUUGACAAUCCAGAUGGUGGAGUUUGGAAGCAAGGAUUUGACAUUACUUAUAAACCUGAUGAGUGGGACACUAAGCCCCUUCAAGUGUUUGUGGUGCCUCAUUCCCAUAAUGACCCAGGUUGGUUGAAGACCUUUGAUGACUACUUUAGAGAGAAGACUCAGUAUAUUUUUAAUAAUAUGGUUGUCAAGUUGAAAGAAGACCCACGGAGAAAAUUUAUAUGGUCUGAGAUCUCUUACCUUUGGAAGUGGUGGGAAACUAUAGAUAUUCAGAAGAAGGAUGCUGUAAAAAGUUUGCUAGAAAAUGGUCAGUUUGAAAUUGUGACAGGUGGCUGGGUAAUGCCUGAUGAAGCUGGGGCACAUUAUUUUGCCAUAAUUGACCAACUAAUCGAAGGACAUCAGUGGCUGGAAAAAAACCUAGGAGUGAAACCUCGGUCUGGUUGGGCUGUCGAUCCAUUUGGACAUUCACCAACGAUGGCUUAUCUUCUAAAACGCGCUGGAUUUUCUCACAUGCUUAUUCAGAGAGUUCAUUAUGCAGUUAAAAAACAUUUUGCAUUGCAUAAAACACUGGAGUUUUUUUGGAGACAAAAUUGGGAUCUGGGAUCAGGCACAGAUAUUUUUUGCCAUAUGAUGCCCUUCUACAGUUAUGACAUCCCCCACACUUGUGGACCUGAUCCUAAAAUAUGCUGCCAGUUUGAUUUCAAACGGCUUCCUGGAGGCAGAUAUGGUUGUCCCUGGGGAGUCCCCCCAGAAACAAUAUAUCCUGGGAAUCUCCAGAACAGGGCCGAGAUGCUUCUGGACCAGUAUCGGAAGAAGUCAAAGCUUUUCCGUACCGCAGUUGUCCUGGCCCCGCUGGGAGAUGACUUCCGCUACACUGAACGCACCGAAUGGGAUCAUCAGUUCAAGAAUUACCAGCUGCUUUUCGAUUAUAUGAAUUCUCAUUCUCAGUAUAAUGUUCAGAUACAGUUUGGGACUUUAUCAGAUUAUUUUGAUGCACUGGAAAAAGAAGCUUCAGCCAAUAGUAGGAAUAGCCAGUCAAUAUUCCCUGUUCUAAGUGGGGAUUUUUUCACUUAUGCUGACCGAGAUGAUCAUUACUGGAGUGGCUAUUUUACAUCCAGACCCUUUUACAAACGAAUGGAUAGGAUAUUGGAAUCCCAUUUAAGGGCUGCUGAAAUUCUUUACUAUUUCGCCCUGAAACAAGCUAAGCAGUACAAGAUAAAUAAAUUUCUUUCGUCAUCCCAUUAUGUGAUGCUGACAGAAGCAAGACGAAAUUUGGGACUAUUUCAACAUCAUGAUGCUAUCACAGGAACUGCAAAAGAUUGGGUGGUUGUGGAUUAUGGUACCAGACUGUUUCAUUCGCUGAUGAAUUUAAAGAAGAUAAUUGGACAUUCUGCACUGCUGCUUAUUUUGAAGGACAAACGCUCAUACGACUCUUACUCUUCGGAUACCUUCCUAGAAAUGGAUUUGAAACAAAGAACGCAAAGUUCUCUGCCACAAAAAAAUGUAAUAAGUCUGAGCGCAGAGCCAAGGUAUCUCGUGGUCUAUAACCCUUCAGAACAAGCUCGGAGCUCCGUGGUCUCAGUCUGGGUGAGCUCAUCCGCAGCGCAGGUGUCCUCUGCUUCAGGAAAGCCUGUGGAGAUUCAAACGAGUGCCGUGUGGGACACAGCAAAUAGCGUCUCACAGACAGCCUACGAGGUAUCUUUUCUAGCAGAGAUGCCACCAUUGGGACUGAAAGUUUAUAAAAUUCUGGAAACAUCAAGUUCAAGUCCACAUUUAGCCAAAUAUGACCUAUAUAAUGGUAAUAUAGCAAAUGAAGGAAUUUUUAACAUGAAUAAUAUAAAAAGUUCUCAAGAAGCUAUAACUCUAGAGAACUCCUUUAUUAAGCUGCGCUUUGGUCAGUCUGGGCUUAUGGAGGAAAUGAUAAAUAAAGGAGAUGGUAAAAGUCUUGAGGUGAAAGUACAGUUUUCAUGGUAUGGAACCACAAGUAAAAAGGAUAAAAGUGGUGCCUACCUCUUCUUACCUGACGGGGAAGCCAAGCCUUACGUUUACACAACACCACCCUUUGUCAUAGUGCAACGUGGAAGGUUUUAUUCGGACGUGACUUGCUUUUUUGAACAUGUUACCCACAGAGUUCGACUGUACAACAUACAUGGAGUAGAAGGACAGUCUGUGGAGAUUUCCAAUAUUGUAGACAUCCGAAAAGAACAUAACUAUGAGAUUGCAAUGAGAAUUUCUUCUAGCAUCAACAGCCAAAACAGAUUUUAUACUGACCUAAAUGGAUACCAGAUUCAACCUAGACUGACAAUGAGUAAAUUGCCUCUUCAGGCAAACGUCUACCCCAUGACUACGAUGGCAUAUAUCCAGGAUGCCGAGCAUCGCUUGAGUCUGCUCUCUGCUCAGUCUUUAGGUGUUUCAAGUUUGAAAAGUGGUCAGAUUGAAGUUAUCAUGGAUAGGAGACUCAUGCAAGAUGAUAAUCGUGGCCUUGAGCAAGGUGUCCAUGAUAACAAGAUUACAGCUAAUUUAUUUCGAAUACUACUAGAAAAAAGAAGUGUCGUGAAUAUGGGAGAAGACCAGAAGGCGGCCAGUCACCCUUCCCUCCUCAGCCACAUGACUUCUUCUUUCCUGAACCACCCUGUCUUUCCAAUGACAGAGAAGGUCCCCGUGCCCUCCCUGCAGCUGCUGGCUGGAUUCUCUCCUCUGACGUCACCUUUGCCCUGUGACAUUCAUCUGGUUAAUCUGAGGACAAUACAGUCGAAGGUGGACGGCAAGCACUCCGGCGAGGCCGCCUUGAUCCUGCACAGGAAGGGGUUCGACUGCCGCUUCUCUAGCGGAGCCGCCGGGCUGCUGUGUUCCACCACCCGGGGAAAGAUAUUGGUCCAGAAACUUUUUAGCAAGUUCACUGUUGUAAGUAUCAUACCUUCGUCAUUAUCCUUGAUGCAUUCUCCUCUAGACGCCCGAAAUAUAAGUGAAAUCAACUUGAGUCCCAUGGAAAUCAGCACAUUCCGAAUCCACUUGAGGUGA